Carassius carassius (crucian carp) is the source of this 1813-nucleotide messenger RNA. It is a transcript of the gene pknox2, whose product is annotated as pbx/knotted 1 homeobox 2. Bases 232 to 1665 code for a protein of 477 amino acids. Gene Ontology annotation, molecular function: DNA-binding transcription factor activity, RNA polymerase II-specific; RNA polymerase II cis-regulatory region sequence-specific DNA binding. NCBI's taxonomy places the organism in Eukaryota, Metazoa, Chordata, Actinopteri, Cypriniformes, Cyprinidae. The transcript is spliced from 12 exons. The record is from RefSeq and is a predicted model, not a curated record. Gene Ontology annotation, biological process: regulation of transcription by RNA polymerase II.
AGAGAACGAGUGCGAUAGAAGGAGGGAGGAAGAGAGGAAAGACGGGAGAAGAUGCCGCGCAGUUUUGGGGAGUGCAUACGUGUCUUUCUGGAUGCUUGUUUUGAUGGAUGAUGCGUUUGGACUUGUGAAAUGUGGUGACUGUCUGGAGGGCAGUGUGCUGUCUGACUGACUCCAACAUCGGAUGCUCCGAUGCUGAGAACAAGCAAACUGAUCUCCAUGUGAAGCUAUCCCAUGAUGCAACAUGUGUCCCCAGCACCAGCAUUGACCAUGAUGGCCACACAGAGUGUCCCUCCACCAUCGUACCAGGAGAGCCAACAGAUGACAGGCACUACGCAGCAAAACUCAAAGGCCCAGCAUGUCCACCUCUCUGCAGCCUCAGCAGCCGGGGCCACACAGGUCAGCGUGACCCUUGACCCCCAAGCCCAGCUGGAGUCAGAUAAACGAGCCGUUUACAGGCAUCCUCUUUUUCCUCUUCUGGCGUUGCUGUUUGAGAAGUGUGAACAAGCCACGCAGGGAUCAGAAUGCAUCACCUCCGCCAGCUUUGACGUUGACAUAGAGAACUUCGUCCACCAGCAAGAGCAGGAUCACAAGCCUUUCUUCAGCGAGGACCCUGAACUAGACAACCUGAUGGUGAAGGCGAUCCAGGUGUUGCGGAUCCACCUGCUGGAGCUGGAGAAGGUGAACGAGCUCUGUAAAGACUUCUGCAACCGUUACAUCACCUGCCUCAAGACCAAGAUGCACAGUGACAAUCUGCUACGGAACGACCUGGACGGCCCAUAUUCACCAUCACAGACCAACCUCGGCCUGCAGCAGGAUCUGCUUCAGAGCACAUCCCCAUCGCUCACCUCUGUUUCCAGCAUGGUAACCCCCUCUGGGAUUGUGGUCCCUGCCGGUUCACUGCAACAGAACAAUGUUGCCAUGACCACUAUCAACUCUCAGGUGGUGUCAGGUGGGACGCUGUAUCAACCGGUGACAAUGGUUACCUCACAUGGGCAGGUGUUGACCCAGGGGUUACCACAGGGAACCAUCCAAAUCCAAAACAAUCAGGUGAACCUGGACUUGUCCUCUCUCUUGGACGGCGAUGACAAGAAAUCAAAAAACAAAAGAGGCGUCCUUCCCAAACAUGCCACAAAUAUUAUGCGUUCCUGGCUCUUCCAGCAUCUCAUGCAUCCUUAUCCUACAGAAGACGAGAAGAGACAGAUUGCAGCACAAACAAAUCUUACUUUAUUACAGGUGAACAACUGGUUUAUCAAUGCCCGCAGGCGUAUACUGCAGCCCAUGCUGGAUGCCAGUAAUCCUGACCCCGCUCCCAAAGCCAAGAAGAUGAAAUCUCAGCACAGACCCACACAGCGCUUCUGGCCCGACUCCAUUGUGGCUGGAGUCCUGCAGACACACGGUUCCCACUCCACAAACAAUUCAGACAAUUCUCUGGGCAUGGACGGCCUGCAGUCUCUGUCCUCAGACUCUGCCACACUGGUGAUGCGGCAAGCCAUGCUGGGAGGAACUGAGGAUUCCAUGGACGGCACAGAGGAGGAGGACGAUGAAGAGGACGAAGAGGAGGGAGUCGACGAGGAGGAAGAUGAAGAAGAGGAUGAAGAAAGCCAGGCAGGCAGACAGAUGUCUCGGAGAGAUCUGGGCCUCAACCACAACGAAGGACUUGAAUAAAGCAUCAGAUCGACGAAAAUGACAAAAUUUGACUUAACUCCUACUCCUCCCCACGACAACACAUCUCAACACCACCUGAAGGUUUCCAGUGGACACUAAGUGCCAUGGAGCAUCCAAUGAGAAUGAAGAAGCCGGGCCUGUUAGGGAC